Messenger RNA from Peronospora farinosa, 762 nucleotides. The record is from the annotation of a GenBank genome assembly. NCBI's taxonomy places the organism in Eukaryota, Oomycota, Peronosporomycetes, Peronosporales, Peronosporaceae.
AUGAGACUCUCGACGACAAUUAUUGCAGCUACUUUAGUUGUUGGGAAGGCAAUAAGAAGCUCUAUCGCAGAUGAAGCAACGUGUAGUAGUCUUAAUGGACCAUUCUGUGCUGGUUUUGGGUCUGGAUUCGCAUUAUCCCCACUGCACGCGAGGCAGAAUCUCGAUGUAAGUGAAGAGGAGAUAAAGGCAAAGCAAGUAGCAAAGAACUGGAAGAUUGACAAGAUUUUGAAGCAGGAUGAGAGGCAAGUGGCUACGGAUGAAGAUGAGGAGGAAGAUUUUUUCCUGAGCCUUGCGACCAUUCUGGAUGAGAGUUUGGCACAACUGAAUGAUGUGGACGACGAGAAAUUGAAUUCGAUGGCAGGUGCAUUUUCAUUUACUAGUGAAAAUGGUGUCUUUGAGCUGCUAGAUGAGAUGAACGGGGACGAGUUAAAGGAGCUCUUUGAGACGGCGCUGAACGAGGUCUUGGUGUCAGCAGAAACGAUCCCGGAGGAAAUAUCAUCGAAGGCAACAGAGGGCCUGCGUAAAACGGCGCGGCAGCUCAAGGCACUAAAGGAUUACAAGACCUACACGUUCGAAAAGCUGGACAAGUCACAGUUAGCAAACAUUCGACAAAAAUUUGCCAACCAUCGCCUUGUGGAGUUGCAGCAGAUGUUUGAGCAGCUUGUGAUCGCUGAUGACGCGCAUGAUCGACAGUUGGCACUUGAAACUGCUAUCUUUUUGUUUCAACUAGCUCAAGAAGAGUCGAAUACAGUCAACGUGUAG